Corythoichthys intestinalis (scribbled pipefish) is the source of this 1929-nucleotide messenger RNA. Its product is annotated as phospholipase A2-like. The coding region runs from base 47 to 526 and encodes 159 amino acids. The record is from RefSeq and is a predicted model, not a curated record. Gene Ontology annotation, biological process: phospholipid metabolic process; lipid catabolic process; arachidonate secretion. The transcript is spliced from 4 exons. Gene Ontology annotation, molecular function: calcium ion binding; phospholipid binding. Lineage: Eukaryota; Metazoa; Chordata; Actinopteri; Syngnathiformes; Syngnathidae.
CACACAGUAUGUAUGAACAGUGUGCUGUACAGAAGCCUGCCGGUCCAUGACUGCCUUUCGCCACACACUUUUGCUCUUUGCAGUGGCUUCGGCUUCUGUAGCCUCUGCAGUCGCAGUCUCGCCCCAGCGCUCCAAAAGAAGUUUGAUGGAGCUACGGGAUAUGAUCCGAUGCAGUACAGACAGAUCGCCUCUGGAUUACCUUUCAUACGGGUGCUACUGUGGAGUCGGGGGCCAAGGCCGGCCCCUGGACAGUACAGACUGGUGCUGCCAUAAACAUGACUGCUGUUACGGCGACGCCCAGCGCCAGGGCUGCAAACCAAUAUCAUACAGAUACAAAUGGACAUGUAAUGACAGGACACCUGUUUGUGAUGAUACGACGGACAGAUGCAGGACGUUUGUCUGUAAGUGUGACCGAGACUUAGCCAUGUGCCUGAGAAAUUCGUCCUACACAUCGAGCUACCACAACUUGAUUAAUCGGCACCUUCUGUGCGUUCACGCUGACCACCCCCAGUGUACCAAUAACUGACUUUAUACUGAUGGGAGUUUACAAUCAAUAAACACUAAAUAACAUGUCUUGACUGUGGUACUGUGUUUUUUUUGUUUUUUUUUUAAUUUUCACACAAAAACACAGACACGACCCUCCCGACAACCGAGCAAACACCAACACCAAACAUAAAGGAAAAAUACUAGUGAGCACCAAACGAACCUGUAUUUCCCUUUAUCAUGAUGAGUCGGAGUUCCAUAUUCAUACCUGUCAAACCUAAGCCGUUGGCAAUCUUACAAAUAGUGACGUAUGCCCUUACAAAUCGAUGACUAAUCUUACGUUUUAUAUAGUGUGCAAUAUGAAACAAAAAUAAAACUCAAUUUUUAAAAUAAUAUGAAUUUAUUGGUAAUAUUGUCACAUAUAACCUGGUGCAAGUAAAGAACAACGAAAAGUCCCAAGUAUAGUACCUGGCAGGAUUUGGGACUCGUGUAAUCCAACAUAUCACAGAGAGCUGAGUGAACCUUCUCCCAGAAUGAUUGAAUAUUGAUGCAUGUCCAAAAUACUAGUAUACGUGUAUUGUCUGGAUUCAUGUCUUUGCAUAAUCCCUAGCAAGAUUGUUGACUUUUCAUUUGUUUAUUUUUAAUUUUAGGUGUGAUGAUGUUACAGUGUGUGGUGGUACUGUACUUUUAAAUGCUCAAUUGCUGUAGGAGACAUUGAAUGCCUUGUAUUAGAAAAAAAGCUUUUUUGGCCAAGUGUGUGAAAUAUUAGGUAGUUCCUUGCACUUUUAGUGGUUCGGAAUAGGGCAGAAAUGUCCAAAGUCCGGCCCGGGGGCCAAAUGCGGCCCUUGGUCAAAUUUCAUCCGGCCCCCAGCCUCCAUCAUAAAAUCAAUAACAUCUGGCCCGCACAUAGACUUAAUAAAUUGGUCAGCAGUACUUCUACCAGCAUAUGAAGUAGCACACUAAAUGCUGCUCCGUAUUUACCCACUAAAAGGCAGCAGCAUUUAAGCAACAUUACCCCGUGUGACCCUUUACUCCCAAUUUUCUAAAAUGGCGACAAUCGACAAAAAAAAGAAAGCUGACUGCGACGGCCGACGAUUCAAGGAUUGAUGGAAAUUGGACUAUUUCUUCACUAAAAUACGCAACAACUGUGUCUGCCUCAUUUGCAAAGAGACAGUCGCUGUUAUUAAAGAGUUCAAUGUGAGGCGAUAUUACCAAACAGGACACGCUGACAUGUAUGACAAGAUUACAGGGAAGAUGCAUAGCGAGAAAUUGACGCAACUUAAAGCUAGUUUAAUUUUACUGCAGCAGUAUUUCGCAAGAGCCCGAGAGUCGAAAGAGAACGCCACAAAGGCUAGUUGUGAGAUUGUUAACCCUUAAAAAAUAAAUACAUAAAAUAAAGCAAAUGUGACACAUGGAAUGGCUUGCUAAAAUUUGCUUAAUUAUAUU